UUUACUUCAGCUAUACAGAAGUUGCGGACGCAAAACUAUAAAAUAAUUUAAAAUUUAUUAAAAAAAAUAUAAUGUUGCGGUCACUUGUGGUAGCAGAAAAGUGUUGGAGCUUCAGGAGCUUCAUGCAAGGCAGGAACCUCAUGAAGGUGGCCAGUCAACAGGCACCCAUUGCCUGGAUGGCCUCUAGGCGUCACUAUUCUCCUGCUAUUCAUAUUCACCGAUCGGUGCCUAAUGAAUCUGGAACAAUGGCCGAAGUCAAACAGGGAAUGAUGAAGCGCUUGGGACUAGAACCUGGCUAUAACCCUCAACCCAAAUCCAGGGAACAUCUUUUAAAAUACCAACCCAAGCUGGAGGAUCUGCCGCCACGAGCAAUGGAGGAUUCGUUCACCUCGGCAAUCAUACCCUUAAGUACGGAUCGAACGCUGCAGGACAAGUAUGUCAGCUAUCAGGGCAAUGUGCGCAUGGGAAGGCUCCUUGAGGACAUGGAUCUCUUUGCUGCUUGGUGCUGCCACAAGCACUUGAAGUUGCCCAAUUUACCGGAGGGUGUGCAUCUGCCCUACACCUUUGUAACAAUUCUAGUGGACCGUAUUGACUUUACGGAUCUUCUUGCCGAUGGCACCCAGGACAUCCGCUUAUCUGGCCAUGUCUCGUGGGUUGGCACGAGCUCCAUCGAGGUGGUGGUCUGGCUGGAGCAGAUUGUUGGCGGAAAAUAUGAAAAACUGACACGAGCUUUGUUUUUGAUGGCCGCCAGGAAUGCCACCAAUACAGGCGCGGCCCCAGUGAAUCCCAUAAAUCCAGCCAAUGAGGAGGAGAAAGAGAUCCUGGCGGGUGGAGCAGACAGGAAGAAACGGCGCCAAACUCUGGUUGCUCAAUCGAUUUUCAAAGUCGAGCCCAACGAUCCGGAACAAACUCUUAUGUACGAACUGUACCAGAGGACUACUCCGACCAACACAUUGCAGCUCAACAAGCGCAUCCUGCCACCCAACUGCCAGUGGAUGGCGAACUCCUAUCAGAUGAGCACGAUUCCUUCGUUUCCAGAGCAUAGGAAUCACCACAAUCGGGUCUUUGGUGGCUUCCUAAUGCGCAGCGCCCUGGAGAUAAGCUGGGCAGCUGCAUUCCUCUACUGCAAAUCGCGUCCCAAACUGGAGCAUAUCUCGGAUAUCAGUUUCGAGAAGCCGGUCAGUGUGGACAGUUUCAUCAAGAUGACAGCCUACGUGGUGUAUACCAAGAAGAACUUCGUCCAAAUAAUGACCGUGGCUGAUGUCCUUGACCCUCAUUCGGGAAGCCAGGUGACGACCAACACCUUCUACUACACCUUCUCCUGUAAGGACAAUGUCACCGAGGUUCUGCCACGUUCCUACCAUGAAACCAUGUGGUACAUCCAGGGACGCCGCAAGUUCGAGGCCUGCAGACCUUCAAAAUAAAGAGAUA
This is a messenger RNA of Drosophila bipectinata, 1431 nucleotides long. Its product is annotated as acyl-coenzyme A thioesterase 9, mitochondrial. Gene Ontology annotation, cellular component: mitochondrion. Gene Ontology annotation, molecular function: fatty acyl-CoA hydrolase activity. Gene Ontology annotation, biological process: acyl-CoA metabolic process. The record is from RefSeq and is a predicted model, not a curated record. NCBI's taxonomy places the organism in Eukaryota, Metazoa, Arthropoda, Insecta, Diptera, Drosophilidae.